Molecule: messenger RNA, 1245 nt
Organism: Eremomyces bilateralis CBS 781.70
Lineage: Eukaryota; Fungi; Ascomycota; Dothideomycetes; Eremomycetales; Eremomycetaceae
Exons: 1
Coding region: 62-1075 (337 amino acids)
Molecular function (GO): FAD binding
Source: RefSeq, a predicted model, not a curated record
UGUCACUACUCAUUUCAAAGCCGACCUGUCGGGUGGGCGCUCCGGUAUUCUCUUCUUUAUAAUGCAGCCCGAUGGCUUGAGAACAUUUAUCCGCUAUGGUGCGGUUGACUGGGUGCUCGUCUACAGGUUCAAUCCCGAAAAAGUUCAGCCUUCGACAUUCACUGAAGAAGAGUGUUCCCGCCACAUUCAGGCAGCUCUAGGAAAAGACGUUGAGUUUGAGAUCUUGAGCAUCACUAUCUGGUCCACCACGCCUCGCAUCGUGGAGUCCUACCGCUCCUCCCUGGUCAAAAAUGCGUUCCUUGCUGGCGACUCGGCGCACACAUUCUCUCCAACCGGUGGACUGGGUCAAAACACAGGCUUCGGCGAUGUCCAUAACCUGGUAUGGAAGCUUCUGAUGGUCAUGAACGGCCAUGCUUUGGAUAUCCUGAUGGACUCAUAUGACGAAGAGCGCAUAACAGUAGCAGUUGCGAACGCACGUCAAAGCACCGUCAAUGAAGCCAAAAUGGAUGUUUUAGGACAGACUAUCAAUCCGGCGAGCGAACGCGGCCAUGGUAGCCAAGAAUGGGAGAAUGAAGACUUUCAGUACAAAGUUCGAGAAGCGAUCCAGCACAAUGCCGACCACUUUGACUCGCUUGAUCUGCAACUUGGCAUGAUUUACAACAAGCUGCCGCGACCGACGGACCAGAAUGUUUCCAAAUUUGUUCAAAAAGCAGUUCCUGGAGCCCGAUUGCCUCAUGCUUGGGUCGAAUUUGGUGGAAAGGUUGAUGCUUCAUCCCUGGACCUUGUGGGCUAUUCGGACCUCACUCUACUAUGCCCCGACCUCGUGCUUGCCCAUGAGCUAGAGUCCCGACUUUCCGCAAAUGUACGAGAAUUGGUACAAAUCAAGAUUCUCGGUAGUCAUUUUACCACCAACAAUACCGACUGGCUCGAUAUGCUUUUUACCACGCAAAGGAAUCGGGCAGUGCUCGUACGUCCAGAUCAGCAUAUCGCCAGCCUUCUUGAUUCUACAUCAUCUAUGGUUCAAGCUUUCAGGUCUAUCAACCUCGAAGUCCCCAAUCCUCCUUCCUUCUCGUGACAGCUUCCUAGCUUAUCAAAAGCUCUGGUAGUAGCUGAACCAGAUACAUAAACCAAGUUGGGCCCAUGAUAGAGAGAGAGUAGACAGAUAAAAUGAUAACUGGCAAUUCAUGAAAUGACUCAAUGAGUCGUCUUAAAUAGUAAAGUCGAGUUGAUGCCGUAUUGAAGUGA